Molecule: messenger RNA, 2625 nt
Organism: Umbelopsis ramanniana AG
Lineage: Eukaryota; Fungi; Mucoromycota; Umbelopsidomycetes; Umbelopsidales; Umbelopsidaceae
Exons: 15
Coding region: 414-2393 (659 amino acids)
Biological process (GO): lipid metabolic process
Molecular function (GO): triacylglycerol lipase activity
Source: RefSeq, a predicted model, not a curated record
AGAGGAUUCAAACUUGGAGGUAUCGGGCCUCGUGAUGGUGACGAUGCUGCUGGUGGAGAGGCUUACUGGGCAGCUGGCUUGAGUGCUGUGGCAGCCGUACCGGGAAUGAUGGACAAACCGAUCAAGGCACAUGCCUUCGUGAAUGCAGGCAACUUGAUCAAGUGGUCGACAGGCACGUCAUACAGCAAGACGAAAGAUGCCCUACUCCUCAAUCCUCGUAUUUCAUAUGGUGUUGGUCUCAUCUUCCAUCACCCUGCCGCAAGGGUCGAAGCCAACUUUUGUUUCCCUGUACAGUUCUCUGGAGGCGACCUUGAACAGGCUGGCUUCCAAGCUGGCUUUGGCAUCAACUUUUUGUAGAGUCACGCUCAGAUUAUAGAGCAAGAAACAGACACGUGAAAAUCUAUCUUCUUCAAAUGACAGAAAUAAAUUGCCAGCCCUUAUUGCCUUUGUUACUUUGUAAAACCCGUCUCGUCAGUGUUCAAAUGUCCCUUAUACUGUCGACUCUGACUGAGAAAGAGACUAUCAAACGACAUUUAAAUGACUCCGCAAUCGUCGAUAAGAAUUCAAUGGCCAUGGUCGCUUGGCCAAACUCCAUGUCUCCGCUAAUUCAGUCGGCCCGAUCCAUUUCCAAAGACGUUGCAAGCUAUUGGUCAGAGAAAUUAUAUCGAAGUUUGAUCAAGCCAUCCGACCCUACCGUGUACUACAAGCAUCUGCUUACGGUUGCUACUAACUAUGAUCAAUGGGCAGAGGCCGCCACCAUACUUGACCAGCUUGAAGGCUUGGAGGAUUGGAAAAAGGAUCCAAAAUCUGACGUUUAUGAUUGGGAGCUUUUGCAAACCCGAUUGGAGCAACUUCGAAAUGUCAGGGCAUCCAAUGAUCAACUCUCCAUGAUAUUUGCGCUACGAACAAGCUUGGCUCGAAAUUUAGGUGACAUGGGUUGCUCCAAGCUCUACAGCUACACUAAUAUAGGCACAAAGGAUUUGAUAUCUGAGUACAUUGACGAAGUUGUGACGCAGCUGAAUUGGAUUUGCGAUGAGCCUGCUACCAUUAUAGAAGACGGCAAGGUGUUUGAUCUCAAAGCAAAAUAUGAUUUUUUCUUGAACAUCCGACAGAGCUUCGGUCGAACGUCUUUGUUAUUGAGUGGUGGUGGAACUUUAGGCUUAAACCACAUUGGCGUCAUAAAGUGCCUCUAUGAAGCAAAGCUACUGCCACGUAUCAUAUCAGGAGCGUCUAGCGGGAGCAUCAUGGCGGCGCUGCUGUGCACACGAACCGAAGAAGAAAUACCCCAGCUUUUUGAUCCCCUCAGCGUUAAAUUGGACGUAUUCGAGAGGGAUGGCCAACCCGAUACCCCAUUAAUGCGACUGGAGCGCAUGCUGCGAUACGGCACGCUGUACGAUGUUGAUAUUUUAACAGACGCCAUGCAAGCUAAUUUAGGUGACCUGACUUUUCAGGAAGCAUUUAACCGAACGAGAUGGAUUUUGAAUAUUACUGUGAGCUCAUCCACCCUGUAUGAUAUGCCGCGGUUACUGAACUACCUCACUGCACCCAACGUGCUGAUAUGGUCAGCAGUCGCUGCUUCGUGUGCAGUUCCACUAGUAUAUGGCUCGACUCAACUGUAUGCUAAAGACGCUAGCGGAAAAAUAAUCCCUUGGAACCCAACCGGUCAACUUUACAUUGAUGGUUCUGUGGAAAAUGAUUUGCCAAUGAACAAGCUGUCGGAGUUAUUCAAUGUCAAUCACUUUAUUGUCUGCCAAGUCAACCCUCAUGUCAUUCCUUUCUUACAAACGUCACUCACCACGACCAAGGGUAAACAGUUUGCCAGCUUCUGCAUGUCUAUGGCACGAGGGGAGCUUCAGCACCGUUGUACGCAGCUGACGGAAUUGGGAGUAAUGCCUUCCUUAUUCUACAAACUGCAAGCUAUCAUGUCUCAGCGGUACAGCGGGGAUAUCACCAUAGUGCCUGAGAUUGGAUACUCUGAGUUCUUGAAAGUACUGUCCAAUCCCACUCCGCAGUCGGUCAUGGAAGCUAUGAUUCGCGGAGAAAAGGCAACAUGGCCUAAAAUGUCUAUAAUCAGAAACCAUUUGCAGAUAGAGUUGACCAUUGACGCCAUCAUCUAUCGCAUGAGGUUGCGCAGGGUACUGGAGGAAGAUAGACAACAUCUCAAACCAGACCCCGAAUCUGAUCUCAUAGCGAAUAUUCUAAUGCAGUCGCUCGAUGAUGAUCGAGACAGACGAGCCCGUCCCAACCAUAAUCUUUCGCCUACUCAAGUCCCGCGCUACAUUGACGGUAUUCGUAGUAGCAGAAGUACCCCGAACAUGGCCAUAGAACAUAAGCGCUCAACGCGCAGCGGCCAUCUCAGCUUGGCCAUGACCAAGACCGACCGCCGGAGGUGAUUCAAUGUGCAUGUGAUCCGUUGGCUGUUCUAAGAUUUGUACAACUGCCGGAGCGACACCAAAAGCUUGAUUGUUUCGACUUUUUGUAGUAGAUUUCUCUUCAUAAAUGUAUAUAAAGUGGUAGUCAAUCCACAGAGGGUGCAAUCAUAUUUAUGUGGUUAGAAGAAGGCAAAACUAAAAUAGAUCAGGGUUUACAAAAAUGAGUGGGAAUGUAUGCGUGAGGGUUUCGUUG